AUGCAAAGCCACCCGCCGUCGAACCUCCUGCAACCCAGUCGGCCGACCACUGCGACGCACUCGAGCGAUUCGACUACCUUCGGCUCGCCCGGCUUCGGGACCUCCUCGAGAACGCCCCCCCUCUCCUCCUCCUCCCCACCUCAAGAUCCGAAGUCGCGCCCGUUCGAACUGCUCUCGACUUUCUCUCGAUGGGCACCGGUCCGAGGGACAGUUCGCAUACGAGUGCAGGACCAGACCUUCUACGCACACCGGGAAGUGCUCGCACUCGCCUCGCCAUUCUUCGCUGGAGUCUUGCGAGGCGGAUGGAAGGAGACUGAAUCGCUCAGGCCGCAUGCGCGAGGACCCCAGGGACUUUCGAAGGCUGAGGAGUUAUUACGGACGACGUCUGUCGAUGGCCCGGAGGUCGACCCACUUCCCUUCCCGGGCGACGAAUCUUUGCCCGACCUCCCGCAACAUACGCCGCGACAGUCAGGACCGCUGCUCUCGCCUGUACGACCACCCUCGCUUGAUGCUUCUGUCGCCGCAUCGAGUGUCGUCGAAGAUACGGACGAAGAUGACGACGAGCUCGUGGAGGAAUGGGUUGAGUGUCGGUUACGGAUCCAGGAAGAGAACGCAGCGAGCUUCCAGGACCUCCUUUGUCACGUCUACCCGCGACUCGACUGCGCCAUCACCUGGUCGAACGUGGAGGACCUGAGUCGGAUGGCCCUGCUCUUCGACAUUCCGAGCUUGAGCAACGCGUGUCUCGCCUUCCUCCUGCCUUCCGCCGCCGGCCGACCUGUCCUCUGCAUGAAGAUCGCGGAGGAGAUGUGCAUCCCCGAACUCUACCGAGAAGCAAGCCGCUACAUUCUCGACAACUACGCCGGCUGGAGCAGUGAAGAACUCGCCGUUCUCGAUCCGAGCACGCUUCUCAAGCUCGAGCGGAAGCGGUCCUGGUUUCUCGAGCGGCUGCUCAAACUUGGACAGGUCUCGAUUCUGCGGGACUACUCCUGUCAACCCGCAUGCGACGACCCGUCUCGCUGCGCUCGCCUUGUCGACGAGAAAUGGCGAUCUGCAUUUGCGGCUGCAUUUCGCUUCGGAACCCCUCAGCCGUCAAUCAUCUUCCGAAGCCUCCGCCUCCUCGAGCCGUCUCUUUCCUCUCCCGCCCUACACCUGCCUUACACCGCCUGUCAAACUCACGCAAAGCUCUGGGUCGUCGACCUCUUCGACCGCAUGUUCCAGCUCGGCAUCACCCCCGCACGCAACUGGAGCUCCCUCACGCUCGGCGGCUUGCCCGCUUCUGCCUCGGCAACGACCAGCUCGGGCACCUGGGCGCAUCUGCGGACGGGUGCGGGAGACACGGUAGCGACGCAGAAGAAUACGUCGGCGAGGUACUUUCUUUCGAUUGAGAUGCGGGAGGAGUCGGCGAGCGCUGGAGAGAGAAGGAAGGAGCGAGGGUUUGGGUCGUUUGGCGGGUGA
This is a messenger RNA of Rhodotorula toruloides NP11, 1455 nucleotides long. RefSeq names its product BTB/POZ-like domain containing protein. The coding region runs from base 1 to 1455 and encodes 484 amino acids. Lineage: Eukaryota; Fungi; Basidiomycota; Microbotryomycetes; Sporidiobolales; Sporidiobolaceae. Gene Ontology annotation, molecular function: protein binding. The record is from RefSeq and is a predicted model, not a curated record. The transcript has 5 exons.